AUGGAGAUCAGACCUAGUAACCAUUCACUUGAAUGUAAGCUCUACAGAAACACUAUCAUAAUGGGUAAGAGGAGAUCCAGGAGUGUUGAAACUGAAGUGCAUAAGAAAAUCAAAAUUGCAGGUGAUGAUAUAAAUAUGUUCACAUCCUUGAACAAAACUUAUUAUCCAAAUGCAAUAACAGCGUUAGAGGCUAAUAAGUUUAACAAUGGAAAACGAAAAAAACCUUAUGAUCUUCUAAUUGAAAAGACAAAGAAUUUUGAAAUUAGUGGUAAUACCAAAACUUUUAUUCACUGGUUCAGGAAUGAUCUAAGAUUAACCGACAACACGGCAUUAGCAAGAUUGAUAAAGUAUUUUGAAGCUGCUAAGAGUAAGGAUGUAAACUGUACGAUAUUAACAAUCUUUGUCAUAAAUGAAAAUGAUUGGAUGGCUCAUUUGGAAAGUAAUUGGAAAAUUGACUUUACUUUAAAAGCAUUGAACUCACUACGCAUUCAAUUGUCAGAGUUACAAAUUCCACUAGUUUUACUCCAGUAUAAAGAAAAAGUAAAACUAUCAAAUUCUCAAUCAUUUGCGACCUGGUUUAGGAGCCAAUGUACCUCACUUUCCAAUGGUCAACCUGUUUUAGUAAGUUCUAAUAUUCAGUGCGAGACAGAUGAGUUGUACAGAGAUAUUAAAAUUGUGGGUUUGACGGAUGAUAAUUUUAGUUUUACUUUAUAUCAAGAUCUAUGUGUUGUUGAACCAAAUAUACUAAGAACUCUCAAUAACAGGCCAUAUUCUAUUUUUGCUCCCUGGUACAGGAAAUGGUGUUCUUUCAUAAUGGAGAAAAGGUACUCUAACGAUCAAUUAGUUAAAACCUCUUCUUUCCCAAAAAUGAACUAUAAUGAUUCUUUCCAAUUUACUAAACUGGAUUAUGCGAUACCUUCGUACUUUAAGUUAGAGGAACAGCAGAGAAACUACGCUCAAGAACAAGUUUCAGAGGACUUUGCUAACAAAACGCUAGACACUUUUUUAAAAGGUUGUGGAAGGGAUUAUAAUACUGCCAAAGAUGACCUUGCAACAGAAGGAUCGUCACAUUUGAGUGCCUUUAUCUCAUCGGGGCUCAUAAGCACGAGAACAAUAGUCAAUAAAACAUAUAAGCUGAACGGAAAUAAACUUGCAAACAAGGAUAUCAAGAACAACAAUUCUUUAGAGAAUUUUAUCAGGGAAAUUGCCUGGAGAGAUUUCUAUAAAAAUGCAGUAUGCUAUUGGCCAUAUUUAUCAAUGGAUUUGCCAUUUAACUUGAGCACCAUGGAUAUUAAAUGGGAUAACAACGUUGAAAAUUUCAUUAAAUGGUGCAAGGGAAUAACUGGUAUUCCCGUUGUAGAUGCAAUUAUGCGAAAGUUGUUAAAUACUGGAUACAUUAAUAACCGUUCAAGAAUGAUCACAGCGUCCUUUAUUUCAAAAAAUCUAUUAAUCGACUGGAGGUGGGGAGAACGUUGGUUUAGGCGGCACUUGGUUGAUUAUGACUUGGCUUCAAAUGUUGGAGGAUGGGGAUUUUGUUCGAGCACUGGGUUAGACGCUCAACCAUAUUUCAGAAUCUUUAAUAUGGAUCUCCAAGCCAAAAAAUAUGACCCUAAGAGGGAUUUUGUUGAUAAAUGGAUACCAGAACUUAAGGAUGAAGAUAAAGAAUAUCCUUCUCCCAUCGUUGAUCUCAAAGCUAGCAGACAGAGAGCGUUGGAAGCUUUCAAAGAAGUAUUUUAA
Messenger RNA from Kazachstania africana CBS 2517, 1737 nucleotides. RefSeq names its product deoxyribodipyrimidine photo-lyase PHR1 (gene PHR1). NCBI's taxonomy places the organism in Eukaryota, Fungi, Ascomycota, Saccharomycetes, Saccharomycetales, Saccharomycetaceae. The record is from RefSeq and is a predicted model, not a curated record. Gene Ontology annotation, cellular component: nucleus; cytoplasm. Gene Ontology annotation, biological process: circadian regulation of gene expression; entrainment of circadian clock by photoperiod. The transcript has a single exon. The coding region runs from base 1 to 1737 and encodes 578 amino acids. Gene Ontology annotation, molecular function: DNA binding; FAD binding.